AUGGAAUAUACGCGAGCAGCUCGUUAUCAUUUGGAUGCUCUACAACAAAAUUUCUUGUUUCCAGUUUGCUACAGAAUUAUAUCUCGAUUAAAAAUAUCUUCAGCGCUGCUGUACUUUAUUGAUUCUACUAGUACGUAUGGUAUAGAUGGAGUCGAAUAUUUUGGUGUUGAGAAAAAAGUAUUCACAAUUUCUGGUCAUAAGAUUUAA
Dentiscutata heterogama is the source of this 207-nucleotide messenger RNA. The record is from the annotation of a GenBank genome assembly. Lineage: Eukaryota; Fungi; Glomeromycota; Glomeromycetes; Diversisporales; Gigasporaceae.